AUGACCAAUGGUUUGCCACCGAUUAGUGGAAUUGAGCAUCAGAUUGACUUCAUCCCUGGGGCUACAAUUCCCAACCGUUCGGCCUAUAGGAGCAGCCCCGAGGAGACUAAGGAAAUUCAAAGACAAGUCGAGGAGUUGCUAGCUAAAGGGCAUGUGAGGGAGAGCAUGAGUCCGUGUAUGGGUACUCAUGCUAUUGGUUAUAUGCUGAGUGCUAAGGGCAUAGAAGUCGAUGAGGAAAAGGUGAAAGCAAUAAAAGAUUUGCCAACACCUAAAUCUGUAACUGAUGAUAAGUGUCCCAUUGCAUAUUUUAGUGAAAAGCUCAAUGGGGUAGCAUUGAGCUACUCCACGUAUGAUAAAGAACUAUAUGCCUUGGUGAGGGCAUUGGAGAUGUGGCAACACUACUUGUGGCCUAAAGAAUUUGUGAUCUACUUUGAUCAUGGAUCAUUAAAGCAUUUGGGGGGGCAAGGAUAA
Molecule: messenger RNA, 471 nt
Organism: Malania oleifera
Lineage: Eukaryota; Viridiplantae; Streptophyta; Magnoliopsida; Santalales; Ximeniaceae
Exons: 4
Coding region: 1-471 (156 amino acids)
Source: RefSeq, a predicted model, not a curated record